Bursaphelenchus okinawaensis is the source of this 3237-nucleotide messenger RNA. The record is from the annotation of a GenBank genome assembly. NCBI's taxonomy places the organism in Eukaryota, Metazoa, Nematoda, Chromadorea, Rhabditida, Aphelenchoididae.
AUGGCGGAGGAGCCGCCUAACAAUAAAUCUAUAGACGAUGAGGAGGCGCUACAUUCGGCCACCGCGGCCAAGUUCAACAUCAAUGCGGACCCCAUUGUUCCAAUAACUGGCCGUGAAGGUGAUACGUUGAAGCCGUUGAUGUAUUCCGGCCGAGCAAUGGCCGUCUUCACUUCUGGAGGUGACUCUUCUGGUAUGAAUUCAGCUGUCAGAUCGGUGGUCAGAAUGGGACUGUAUCUGGGAUGUAAAGUUUACUGUAUCUACGAGGGUUAUCAAGUAAGUUUUUUGAUUGUUUUUUUUUUGUUAUUUAGGUAAUAGGAGGGUUUUACCGAUGUUGUAGUAGGUGUUGAUGGUAAAAUAUGCCCUACAACGCAUUUUGGUACAGUAGCUCUUUAAAAUUAGUCUAUUACGCAACUUGAGGUCUAUAUGAAACUGAGAAAUUAGUUUACUAUUUUUUACACUUUCAGGGCAUGGUAGACGGUGGCGACAAUAUCAGAGAAGCCGAUUGGAAUAUGGUCUCCGAUAUUAUCCAGAAAGGUGGUACCAUCAUCGGAUCUGCACGUUGUAAGGACUUCAGAGAGAAGGAGGGACGUCUGAAAGCGGCUGAGAAUCUGAUCGCACGUGAUAUUACAAAUCUGGUUUGUAUUGGAGGUGAUGGUUCGUUGACUGGAGCCAAUCUGUUCAGACAAGAGUGGCCCAGUUUGGUGUCGGAGCUGGUAAAUCAAGGGAGGGUCAGCGAGGAGAAAGCCAAAGCUUGUCCGAAUAUUCAGGUAGGUUUUGAAAGGGAGGGGAGGAUUUUAGAGUUAAAAAUUGGCUGGUAAGAGGGUGUUUUUUGUUAAAAAUGGGGUUGAUAAGGGGUGUUUUUGCUUUUUAAAUUAAUGUUUUUCAAUUAUUCUUCUAUAAACCACUCUUUUUCAGAUCGCCGGUCUCGUAGGCUCGAUUGAUAAUGACUUCUGUGGCACCGACAUGACCAUCGGCACAGACACCGCCCUUCAGCGGAUCAUCGAAGCCAUUGAUGCUGUCGUCUCCACGGCCCAAAGUCAUCAAAGGGCUUUUGUCAUUGAGGUAAUGGGCCGUCAUUGUGGGUAUCUGGCGUUGGUGGCUGCGUUGGCUUCGGAAGCUGAUUUCUGUUUCAUCCCGGAAUGGCCUCCACCGUCUCAAUGGAGAACCAUCUUGUGCGAGAAACUAGCACACAGCCGAAGCAUGGGCUGUCGACUGAACAUUGUCAUCGUGGCUGAAGGAGCCAUCGAUAGAGAUGGUCAUGCUAUCACUUCGGAGUUGGUAGGUGUUUUGUGAUUUUUUUGGAUUAAAUUGUGUUUUUAGGGUUUUUCGGAUAUUGUAGUAGAUCAAAUUUAUGAUUUUUUACUCUAAAUUUUAUUUUUUAGGUAUGCAAAGUCAUCAAAGACACCCUCCACUAUGAUACCCGUACCACCGUCCUGGGUCACGUCCAAAGAGGAGGCAAUCCAUCAGCCUUUGAUCGUCUUCUAGGCUGCCGAAUGGGAGCUGAAGCCACCUUAGCCUUGAUGGAAAUGACGCCAGAAUCCGAACCAUGUGUAAUAUCGAUCGAUGGAAAUGUAAUGGUACGAGUACCUUUGAUGGAAUGUGUACGACGUACUCAAGCCGUCCAAAAAGCCAUGGAUUCGAAGGAUUUUUCGACUGCUGUCAAGCUCCGUGGCCGAUCCUUUCAACGGAACCUUCUCACCUAUCGUCUGCUGACUAAACUGAAGACACCUCAGGAGAAGGACAACUUAUCUGAAGGCAAACACUUCAACAUGGCUGUUAUGAACAUUGGAGCACCGGCUGGCGGCAUGAACGCGGCAGUGCGAUCGUUUGUAAGAAUGGGAUUGUAUCAUCAUUGUAAUGUCUACGGAGUUCACAACAGCUUCGAAGGGUUGGCCAGUGGGCAGCUGAAGGUAGGAUAAGGUUAUGAUUGACUUUUCAAAGGUUUUAAAGGUAAUAUAUUAACAUACUUAUAGAAAAUGGAGUGGAACGAUGUCACUAACUGGGUAAUGCACGGCGGAUCAUUCCUCGGUACCCAAAAACAACUUCCAGAUAAGCAUCUGGAUAAGAUUGCCGAAGUACUAGCUCAGUUCAAGAUCCAUGGCUUGCUUAUUAUUGGCGGAUUUGAAGCCUUCCAUUCACUCAACAUCCUUGCCAAACACCGUGACAAGUACCCAGCCUUCAGAAUUCCGAUUUGUGUUAUCCCAUGCACUAUCUCCAACAACAUACCUGGCACUUCACUAUCACUCGGAUCCGAUACCGCAGUCAACGAGAUCUGCCACAUGAUAGACAAGAUCAAACAGUCGGCUACGGGCACGAAGAGAAGAGUGUUCAUCAUUGAAACCAUGGGUGGCUUCUGCGGAUACCUGGCUACGAUCUCGGCCUUGGCUACAGGCGCUGACAAUGCCUACAUAUUUGAAGAGAAGUUUGCUGUAGAUGACAUCAAACAAGACGUUCAAGUGAUUGUGGAUAAGAUGAAGAAGGGAGUGCAACGUUACCUGAUUGUACGAUGCGAGAAAGCCAACAAGAACUACACUACUGAGUUUGUUCAACAGUUGUUUAGUGAGGAAGGAAAAGGAGAGGUAAGGGCAUGGGUAAUAAUGGAAAAAAAAGGUUUUGUGGAUAGGAGGGGUGGGGUGAGGCUGAAAAUUAAAAAAUUCGGAUGAACGGAAGAUUGCUACGAUUAUUUUUGAAAAGUUUGAAUUUUUGGAUUUUGGAGAUUUAGAAAAUUUUAAAAUUCGGAAUUUCAGUUCACCACCAGAAUCAACAUCCUCGGCCACGCCCAACAAGGCGGCAACCCAACUCCAUUCGAUCGUAACAUGGGCACCAAACUGGCAGCUCGUGCUCUCGAACACAUGAUUGGCCAAGCGAAAGAAUUUGUGGAUCUGGAGACCGGCGUGAACAAAGCCGUCGAUAAAUCAACCGCUAAUCUGUUGGGUCUUACGGUAGGUUUUUAAAAAUUUUAAAGUAUUUUUGAAAAAUUUUGAAUUUUUUUUGAAAUUUAGAAAAAUGGAGAAUUUUUGAGUUUUUGAGCCUAAAAUGACAAUGUUAUUGUAGGGCCGUCACGUAUCAUUCACUGCGGCUGAAGACCUCUGCCUAGAGACCGACUUUGAGCAUCGUCUACCAACCGACCAGUGGUGGAUGAAGCUACGCCCAUUGCUUCGCAUCCUGGCCAAACACAACAGCAUCUACCACGCCCAAGCCUUCACCGUACCCGAAGUGGAGGGCGACUUUGAUUAG